CAUCCAAGGGCCAAGUCGAUGUGCUACAGUAAUUCAGCCCUGUCUACAAUUAUACCAGACCCAAGAGGCUAUUCAUCGGCUUGGCAGUCAGGUCCAUGGACCGAUUAGUCAUUCAUUAUCUCCGUUUGCUCGUAUGCUUACAUGGAUAUGCGUAAAGCUUGAUACAGCCCGCCGAGUUAUCCUGGACUCCGCCAUCACAAUCUCCCUAUUACACGGAUGGAUUCUAGCUGCCGCCGCGGCGAGGGAUUAGGAGCGGAGAGUAAUCGGCCGAAAUGACAUAACCAAACCUGGUCUUACAGCAAGUCCGCUCGGGGAGUUUGCAGGUGUCCCAUUCCACCUAUUUACCAUAAACGGCGUUCCUAACAGUAAGAAUGGUACGAGCGGUACAGGAAAAAGGUGUAAAUACCAUAAUAUAAGAAUGCUUUACAACCCCUAGCUAUCUAUGUGUUCUCUAUCAUAUUCAAGCAACAUAAACUUCAAAAGAAGAAGACACAAGUACAAGAAGAGAAAGCAACAGCCCUAGCAAAGUAACACACGCCAGUGACACUCAUCCGAAGCAUAGCAUCCAUUAAACCAUCGCCGCCAUGACCAAGACAGUCGUCGUCCUAGGCGCCGGCCCAGCUGGUUUGCCCAUCGCGCACUAUCUGCUGCGCCGAACCGCAAAGCAGCAUCCCGAUCUCCGCGUAAUCCUCGUCUCCCCCCACGACACAUUCUACUGGAAAUUUGCGUCCGUUCGCUUCGCGCUGCCGGGACAAAUGGGAGAGGAAAAAUACAUGGUUCCGCUCGCAGAAUGCUUCGCCUCAUAUCCCACCAAGGCUUUCGAGCUCGUGAUCGGCGCUGCCGAGACGCUGGAUCCAAAGCGUAACACCGUUGGCGUUCGAGUGGGCGAGGAGGUCCGCGAAAUAGGAUAUCACACGCUAGUGGUGGCCACGGGCUCGCGGGCCCGCGACGACAUGCCGUGGAAGGAAACCGGGACGACUGAGCAGACGCGAGCCGCACUAACAAAACUGCAGACGGCGAUCCGCGACGCUCGGUCCAUCGUUGUCGCGGGGGCAGGCGUAACGGGAGUUGAGUUCGCGGGCGAGUUGGGGUCCGCGUAUGCGAAGACAGGCCUAAAGGACGUCACCCUGGUUGGUACCGAGGUGCUGCCGCUCGAACCGAGGACAAAGGAUGAUGUGCGCAGAGUGGCGAAGCAUGAACUCGAGAAGCUCGGGGUCAAGUAUAUUGGCGGGGCGAGGGUUACAGCGGAGGUAAAGGAUGACAACAAGAAGAAGGGGAAGACCGUUGUCACGCUCACGCGAAGUGAUGGUUCCACGGAGACGUUAACUGCGGACCUCGUUGUGCCCACACAUGGCCUCGUGCCGAAUACCGAAUUUGCGCCAGAGGCAAUGCGUGAUGGAGCCCUGGGGUACUUGAAGCAGGAUGCGGACUUGCGAGCCCCAGGAUACCAAAAUGUAUUUGUCCUAGGCGAUGUUGGAAACUUACAACCAGCACAAGGUGUGAACACAGAUGCUCAGGUACGACACCUCAUGACGCAGCUCAACGCGUACUUCUCAGGAGAGCCGACCAAACCCUAUACGUUCGACCCCAACAAAGUUCAACUCGCGAUAAGCAUCGGCCGUGACCGUGGUACUGGUCAGCUUGGCUCAUGGAGGCUCUGGAGCUUCCUUGUCUGGUACCUCAAGGGACGAUAUCUUGGUACGAAUCACGUCGAAGCGUAUGCCAAAGGAGACGUUGGUGGCGCUGGGAGGGCGUGGCCCAAAUAAUGUUGAACCUGGUUCUGUCCAUGUCUUGCUUUGUUCCGAGUACAUGAUGUCUGACCUU
Molecule: messenger RNA, 1824 nt
Organism: Xylaria bambusicola
Lineage: Eukaryota; Fungi; Ascomycota; Sordariomycetes; Xylariales; Xylariaceae
Product: putative FAD binding protein
Exons: 3
Coding region: 585-1766 (393 amino acids)
Cellular component (GO): cytoplasm
Molecular function (GO): flavin adenine dinucleotide binding; electron-transferring-flavoprotein dehydrogenase activity
Source: RefSeq, a predicted model, not a curated record